AUACUCUUCUUUUUAUUUCUCCACAGUUCAAACCCUAACCAGUAACUACCUGCACUAUAAUUCUCACUUUCCCAUUUCAUCCGGUGGAAUCCAACGCCUGAACAUUGGCAAUUUACAAAACUAAAGCACACGGAAACGCUUGAACGCCGGAGAGGAUCAAACGGCGGGGACUCGUCGGUCUUUUUCACGACAGCGACAAAGGACGACCGACCAUCUGCUUAAUCAGCUUCAGAAAAGGUUUGCGCAAGAAGAAUAUUCACAAGAGAGAUGGAUCAUCCGGAAGAUGAAUGUCGCGUUGGGGGUGAACACCAUGGUAAACAGGACGACGAGGAAACUGCUGCUCGUCUAGAUGAAUUUAAAAAGUCAAUGGAAGCAAAAAUUGCUCUACGUCAGAGUAAUUUGAAUCCUGAAAGGCCUGACUCAGGUUUUCUUAGGACAUUAGAUUCUAGUAUCAAGCGCAAUACAGCAGUUAUUAAGAAGCUUAAGCAGAUAAAUGAAGAGCAGCGAGAAAGCAUGAUGGAUGAGUUGCGUAGUGUCAACCUAAGCAAAUUUGUUAGUGAAGCUGUCACUGCUAUCUGUGACGCAAAGCUUAGAACAUCAGACAUACAAGCAGCUGUGCAGAUUUGUUCCUUGCUUCAUCAGAGGUACAAGGAUUUCUCGCCUAGCCUGAUUCAGGGUCUCUUGAAAGUCUUCUUUCCUGGAAAAUCUGGGGAUGACUUGGAUGUGGAUAGGAGCUUGAAAGCCAUGAAAAAACGCAGCACUCUAAAACUUCUCAUGGAACUUUACUUUGUUGGAGUUAUAGAAGAUGCCAGCAUUUUCAUCAAUAUUAUUAAGGAUCUUACAAGCUUAGAGCACUUAAAGGACCGAGAUACAACUCAGAUGAAUUUAUCUCUUCUUCUUAGUUUUGCUCGACAAGGUAGAAUUUUCCUUGGGCUUCCUCAGUCAGGACAAGAAAUUCAUGAAGAGUUUUUUAAGGGUCUUAAUAUCACAGCAGACCAAAAGAAAAUAUUCAAGAAGGCAUUCUACACAUACUAUGAUGCUGCUGCGGAACUUCUUCAGUCUGAGCACACGUCUCUUCGUCAGAUGGAGAACGAAAAUUCAAAGAUCUUAAAUGCUAAAGGGGAGCUCAGUGAUGAAAAUGUGACUUCAUAUGAAAAGCUGAGAAAAUCUUAUGAUCAAUUAUUCCGUGGUGUCUCGUCUUUAGCAGAAGCACUGGAUAUGCAACCUCCUGUAAUGCCAGAGGAUAGUCACACAACUCGGGUAACAACUGGAGAGGAUGCAUCAUCUCCUGCUGCUGGAAAAGAAUCUUCAGUUCUUGAGCCAUUGUGGGAUGAUGAAGAUACGAGGGCCUUCUAUGAAUGCCUACCGGAUCUCAGAGCUUUUGUUCCUGCUGUAUUGCUGGGAGAAGCUGAGUCUAAGAUCGCUGAACAAUCUUCCAAGACACAAGAGCAACCAACUGACUCAACAUCUGAGGCUGACCAAGGUCAUGUGGCACAAGAUGGAGCAGAAGCUUGUGUAGAUUCUGGACCUUCGCAAGAUGGGAAAUCUGAUGAAAAAGUGAAGGGUAAAGAGGAAAGAGAUAAGGAAAAGACUAAAGAUUCAGAUAAAGACAAGGGAAAAGAAAAGGAUUCUGAAAGAAAAGGAGAAACUGAGAAGGAGAAAAUUAAAGGACUUGAAGGGACAAAUUUGGAUGCUCUAUUGCAGAGGCUUCCUGGUUGUGUGAGCCGUGACCUUAUAGAUCAGUUGACUGUGGAGUUCUGUUAUCUAAACUCAAAAUCUAAUCGAAAAAGACUUGUUCGUGCAUUAUUCAAUGUCCCCAGAACUUCUUUGGAAUUACUUCCAUAUUAUUCUCGGAUGGUGGCUACACUGUCGACAUGCAUGAAGGAUGUUUCUUCUAUGCUCCUCCAGAUGUUGGAUGAAGAGUUUAAUUUCCUGAUAAAUAAGAAGGAUCAAAUGAACAUAGAGACAAAGAUCAGGAACAUAAGGUUUGUUGGAGAACUAUGCAAGUUUAGAAUUGCACCAGGAGGCCUUGUAUUUGGUUGUUUGAAGGCAUGUUUAGAUGAUUUCACUCAUCACAACAUUGAUGUUGCUUGCAAUCUUCUUGAGACAUGUGGACGUUUUCUGUAUCGAUCUCCUGAGACAACAGUGCGCAUGGCAAAUAUGUUGGAGAUACUGAUGCGCUUGAAAAAUGUAAAAAAUUUAGAUCCUCGCCAUAGCACCCUCGUAGAAAAUGCUUAUUAUCUGUGCAAACCACCUGAACGAUCAGCUCGAGUUUCUAAAGUUCGUCCACCUUUGCAUCAGUAUAUCAGAAAACUACUUUUCACAGACCUUGAUAAGUCCACUAUUGAGCAUGUGCUGAGGCAGUUGCGCAAGCUUCCCUGGAGUGAAUGUGAAGACUAUCUUCUGAAAUGCUUUAUGAAGGUCCACAAGGGAAAGUAUAGUCAAGUUCACCUGAUUGCUUCACUUACUGCUGGUCUGAGUCGCUAUCAUGAUGAAUUUGCAGUGGCAGUUGUUGAUGAGGUUCUGGAGGAGAUCAGGUUGGGGUUGGAAUUAAAUGACUACGGGAUGCAGCAAAAGCGCAUAGCUCACAUGCGUUUCUUAGGAGAGCUAUACAACUAUGAACACAUAGAUUCAUCUGUUAUUUUUGAAACUCUUUAUUUGAUUCUUGUCUUUGGCCAUGGGACACCAGAGCAAGAUGUGCUCGAUCCACCAGAAGAUUGUUUCCGCAUCAGGAUGGUCAUUACGCUUCUGCAGACAUGUGGGCACUACUUUGACAGAGGUUCUUCCAAAAGGAAACUUGACAAAUUCUUGAUAUAUUUCCAAAGAUACAUUCUCAGCAAAGGUUCAAUACCUCUUGAUAUUGAGUUUGACCUUCAGGAUCUUUUUGCAGAUUUACGCCCAAACAUGACCCGAUAUUCAUCUAUUGAAGAAGUUAAUGCAGCUCUUGUAGAACUUGAGGAGCAUGAGCGUGCAGUCCCGACUGACAAGGCCAACAGUGAGAAGCACUCGGACACUGAGAAUCGGAAGGCACCGGGUCACACAGGCUCCAAUACCAUCUCAGAAAAUGGGCAAAGCCCUACAAAUGAAAUUGAAGAAAAUGGUAGAGGUCAUGUAGAUGCAGGAGACAGUGAGAGUGACUCAGGAAGUGACAGCAUUGACCGAGAGGGUCAUGAUGACGAAGAAGAGCUUUAUGAGGAUAAAUCAGAGGUUCAGGAUGAUGGAUGUGAUAGUGAUGAGGAUGAUGAUGAUGGUGGUGCACCAGGUGCUUCUGAUGAAGAUGAUGAAGUCCAAGUCAGACAGAAAAUGGUUGCAGUUGAUCCACAGGAAGAAGCUGACUUUGAUCGGGAACUUAGGUCUAUAAUGCAGGAGAGCUUGGAGUCACGCAAACUGGAGAUACGUGCCAGGCCAACCUUGAAUAUGAUGAUACCCAUGAAUGUGUUUGAGGGGUCUACUAGGGAUCAUCAUGGAAGAAGUGUCGAGGGGGAGAGUGGGGAUGAGACAAUGGAUGAAGAGGGUGGUGGAGGGAACAAUAAGGAUAUACUUGUAAAAGUGCUUGUGAAACGAGGGAACAAGCAACAAACAAAGCAGAUGUUCAUUCCCAAGGGUUGCUCACUGGUGCAGAGUACGAAACAGAAGGAGGCGGCAGAGCUUGAAGAGAAACAGGACAUCAAGAGGUUGAUAUUAGAGUAUAAUGACAGGGAAGAGGAGGAGCUUAAUGGUGUGGGGUCCCAGACGAUGAAUUGGAUGCAGACAGGGGGAAGCAGGACUUCCACCCGUGGCGGCACAUCUGAUGGAACUGGUGGAAGGUCAGCUGGAGUGCGGCAGCGGCAGCAUUACCAUUCAGGAGGUGGAGGCCUAUAUUAUGGCAGAAGAAAGUGAACUACUUGAGGUUUACCAAAUUGGUAAGGUCAAAUUUGAUAUUUGCCAUUUGGAAGAAACCCCCCACCCUCAGUAGAUUUGUGUUUUUCACCCUACAUGAUGAUGGUAGUAUUUUUCCUUUUUCUUUGGGUGAGGGCUUUUGUACUAGCAGAGGAAGUUCUUUGACAGUUUCAGUGAGUGAAAUUUGAAUGGGGGGGGUUAGUGUGUAUGAUUCUUCUAACCCACACCGACUCUAAGGAGACUUUUUGUAUUAUCUUUCGUGUAUAUACAUGUAUAUGCAAGUUUGUUAAGGAUGUUACUAUUCAGUCAUCAUUCAAGUUGUAAAAGUUUUUGGUACGCGCCCAAUGUAGUGCCAUUUCACCUGUACCCCAUGUAUCGGCCAAUGCAUGCAUUGUAUAUUUGUAUACAAUACGAUAUUGAAUCCCUAUUUAAUGCU
This is a messenger RNA of Nelumbo nucifera (sacred lotus), 4315 nucleotides long. Its product is annotated as regulator of nonsense transcripts UPF2. Gene Ontology annotation, biological process: nuclear-transcribed mRNA catabolic process, nonsense-mediated decay. Gene Ontology annotation, cellular component: exon-exon junction complex; cytoplasm. The record is from RefSeq and is a predicted model, not a curated record. Gene Ontology annotation, molecular function: RNA binding; protein binding. Lineage: Eukaryota; Viridiplantae; Streptophyta; Magnoliopsida; Proteales; Nelumbonaceae.